GGGCCGGGGCUGAGCGGAGCAGCGGCCCUGCUGCCCCCCGCAGCAGUGGGGCUGGGGGCCCGCGGCCCCGCGCUGCCGCUCUCCUUUUCCAGCCGGAGCGGAGAUGCUGCUGGUCCGCAGCCGCCUGGGGCUGCUGCUUCUCGGGGCGCUCCUCACCUUCCUCCUGUACCUUCUCCUCCCGGCCGCCCGGCACGGGCAGCGCUCCCGGCCUGACGAGGGGCAGCGGGGCCGGCGGGCGGCCAACGGCACGGCGAGGACGGGGAUGGCUGCGGGAGAGCCCCCCGUCUUCUACAGGGAGGUUCCCGCAGGAACUGCCGGCCCUGGGAGGCCCGAUGUCCUGUUCCUGCAUGGCCAGGCGUUCACCUCCAAGAGGUGGGAGGCCUUGGGCACGCUGGCGCUGCUCGCUGGAGAAGGCUACCGUGCAGUCGCAAUAGAUCUGCCUGGCUAUGGGGAUUCGCCCCCGGUGGAGACGGUGGUGACGGCACAGGGCAGAGUGGCUUUCCUGGACCGUGUUCUCCAGGAGUUGGGCAUGCGGAGGCCCGUUCUUGUGAGCCCCUCCAUGAGUGGCCGCUUUUCCCUGCCCUUCCUGCUGGAGCAGGGGGAUCGGCUUUCUGGCUUUGUGCCCAUUGCGCCUGUGGGCACCAAGGACUACACUGCUGAGCAGUACCGGCGGGUCCAGACGCCCACCCUGAUCCUGUAUGGUGACCGUGACACAGGUCUGGCUCCCCAGGCCCUGCAGAACCUCCAGCACCUCCCUGAGCACCAUGUAGUCGCCCUGCCUGGUGCUGGCCAUGCCUGCUACCUGGACAAGCCUGAGGACUUCCACCGGGCCCUGCUGGGCUUCCUGCGCCAGCUGAAGUGAGCACCGCCUCCUCCCUGCUGAGCAGAGGACAGGAGCUGGGGCAUCGGAGGGACUGGGAGGCACUGUGAGAAGUGCUGCUGCCUGUUGGGGUGUCCCCAGGGUGGCGGGGGUGGGGACUCGAGGUGUCCCUCGCUGGCAGGACAGAGUGUCGCCUGUCACGAGGCCAAUAAACUGAUGCUGCUCUGUU
This is a messenger RNA of Myiozetetes cayanensis, 1049 nucleotides long. RefSeq names its product abhydrolase domain containing 14A (gene ABHD14A). NCBI's taxonomy places the organism in Eukaryota, Metazoa, Chordata, Aves, Passeriformes, Tyrannidae. The coding region runs from base 104 to 862 and encodes 252 amino acids. The record is from RefSeq and is a predicted model, not a curated record. The transcript has 4 exons. Gene Ontology annotation, cellular component: cytoplasm.